Messenger RNA from Juglans regia (Persian walnut), 627 nucleotides. Its product is annotated as non-functional pseudokinase ZRK2-like. The annotation marks the transcript as partial. The record is from RefSeq and is a predicted model, not a curated record. Gene Ontology annotation, biological process: cell surface receptor signaling pathway; protein phosphorylation. NCBI's taxonomy places the organism in Eukaryota, Viridiplantae, Streptophyta, Magnoliopsida, Fagales, Juglandaceae. Gene Ontology annotation, cellular component: plasma membrane. The transcript has 2 exons. Gene Ontology annotation, molecular function: protein serine/threonine kinase activity; ATP binding.
AUGGUGGGUCCUGUAAUCCUGGCAAGGGAAUUAAGAGGAGCUGGAGUGGAACAACAAUUCCAAGCUGUGCGGAACCUUGCUUGGAGGUGCAUGGAGGAGGACCCAAAGCAAAGACCAACCAUGGUUGAUAAGAGGUUUUCACUGAGUGCUUACAGAAAUGUUCUAAAACUCGUUGGUUUCUGCCUCGAGACUGAAAUUGUCAUUUUAGUGUAUGAAUUUGCUGGGAAGGGAACCCUGAGGGAUCGAUUUGUAGUCUCUGAUGAACCCAUGACGAGGCAGAGUAGGUUAAAGAUGGCAAGGGAGAUUGCUCAUGCAACUUCAUAUCUCCAUACAUCAUUCUCUAGACCCAUCAUCCAUACGAAUAUCAAUCUCGACACUGUCUUUGUAGACCUAAAUGAUAUUCCAAAGCUAAUUGGUUUCUCUUUUUCUUUAAUAAUACCCGAUGGUGAAAAUCAUGUAAAUGAUAAUUGGAAGCGUGGGAUGACUACUCUAUUCCAAUGCCCCAACUAUUUUGCUACGGGCUGCUUAACUGAGAAAACUGAUGUCUAUUGCUUCGGUUGGCUUCUGUUGGAGCUUUUGACUGGAAAGCGUUGCCUUGAUUCAUGGCGAAUAGGUCCUAAACUGAAC